AUGGCCCCAAUGCUCGAGUUCCGCACGCAGGGCUACAACCCCUACGCCGUAAAGUACUCUCCCUACUACGACUCGCGCAUCGCCGUCGCAUCGUCGGCCAACUUUGGCAUAGUCGGCAACGGCCGCGUCUUUUGUCUUGGACUGACGGCGCGAGGCAUCGAAGUCGAGACGACAUUCGACACAAACGACUCGCAAUAUGACCUCGCCUGGUCCGAGAUCAACGAAAACCAGCUCGUCGUCGCCUGCGGCGAUGGCUCCAUCAAGCUCUUCGACCUCGGCGUCAAGGACUUCCCCGUCAUGAACUUCCACGAACACAAGCGCGAGACCUUCUCCGUCAACUGGAGCCCCAUCACAAAGGACACCUUUGUCUCGAGCUCGUGGGACGGCACGAUCAAAGUGUGGUCCCCAACCCGCGACCACUCCCUCCGCACCCUCCCCGUAGGAAACUGCACCUACUCAGCCUCCUUCCAACCCUCCAACCCGCACAUCAUCUCCUCCGUCUCCUCCGACUCCCAAAUCCGCAUCUUUGACCUCCGCACCCCCGUCUCCUCCCGCUACCACCUAACCUCCAUGAUCCCCGUCCACGCCGCGGGCCCUUCCUUCCCCUCCGCCGCGCCCGGCGAAGUCCUCACCCACGACUGGAACAAGUACCGCGACACCGUCAUCGCCACGGGCGGCGUCGAUCGCGCCGUCCGCACCUUUGACAUUCGAAACCCGACCGCGGGACCCACGGCCGUCAUGCAGGGCCACGAGUACGCCGUUCGCAGGCUGGCGUGGAGCCCGCACGCGAGCGAUUUGCUGUUGACGGCGAGUUAUGAUAUGACGGUCCGGUUGUGGGAUGAUCGGUCGAAUGCGCCCCCGGCAGGACCUGCGGGCGGGGCGCAGAUUGGUGCGCAGGUUGGGGUUAUGAAUCGGCAUACCGAGUUCGUUGUCGGUGUCGACUGGUGUCUUUUUGGCGUCGGCGGGUGGGUGGCUACCGUUGGCUGGGACGAGAGGGUUCUUCUUUGGGAUGCCAACGCGCUGUUGGGUGGUGGUCGGUGA
Messenger RNA from Colletotrichum fioriniae, 1041 nucleotides. It is a transcript of the gene PEX7, whose product is annotated as peroxisomal targeting signal 2 receptor. Lineage: Eukaryota; Fungi; Ascomycota; Sordariomycetes; Glomerellales; Glomerellaceae. Gene Ontology annotation, biological process: protein import into peroxisome matrix. The record is from RefSeq and is a predicted model, not a curated record. Gene Ontology annotation, cellular component: cytosol; peroxisomal matrix. Gene Ontology annotation, molecular function: protein binding.